This is a messenger RNA of Xyrichtys novacula (pearly razorfish), 6414 nucleotides long. NCBI's taxonomy places the organism in Eukaryota, Metazoa, Chordata, Actinopteri, Labriformes, Labridae. The record is from the annotation of a GenBank genome assembly.
CGUCACUUCCCGUAGUUGUUUAGCUAAAGAAGGAGAGUUGAAUACGUGCGAGCUGACAGGUAAGAACAACAUGUACCUUUCUUAAUGUUUAAUCAUGAAAAAGUCGAUGUUUACACCUUUCUUCUUGUUAAUAUACAGGCAUUUGUCGUGUACGUUUUCAUAUGUUUGCACUGAAUGGCUUCCUAAUAGGAAACGAGCAAACUGACUCUAAAGGGAAAGUGCAAACAAGAUAUCAUCUGACCUCAGGAGUUAGCGCGAGCAGAUGUUGGAUUGUUUUGUUUAUGUUGAACCUCUUAAACUCUGUUAAUCAUCUGCAAGUUUACUAUUUGACUUAUUAAAUCUGUGUUAACGUGACAUAUCUUUGUAGUUUCGCUCUUUGCAUGAUACUUUCUCUUGUUGCAUCAUGUUAGCAUGUCAGGUUAGCUCACUCAGAGCUAGUUUGCCGUACAUGUAACUUAAACAGAGCUUAUUUUUAAAUUUGAUUUUUGGUUUUUGUCUAACAGAUAAUUGUGGAAAAACACACAGCCACGAACCACAAUGUCCAGCAGUGUAAGUAUGACUUUAGGCAUGUUUGUGCUUUGACAUAUGAAGUUUCUCAGACUGAAUUCAUGACUUAAUAACUGACUGCUUUUUUAUUAAUGUUGUCAAAUCUCAAUUUCCAUGUAGGUGCUGUGUGGUCGUGGGAGGUUUGUCCUUUCUCAAACCGCUGGACAUCAAGCUUUAGUCGCCCUCCGUGUGGGCAGAACCAGAACCUUCUCUGCUGCGAGCUCAGAUGAGCCUUAUAUAGCUGUUUCACCUGCAGACUCAGGUGAGUCAAGAAGAUGAUAGUCUAGUAGUAAAGUUGAUUUAGAGAGCGCUUUUCACAGAUAACAAUCACAAAGCACUGUACAUAAAAAAUUCAAAAAAAUGAGAAUAUCAUUGAAAAGUUUAUUUAUUUCCACAAUUUAAACAAUGUCAAGCAUUUAUUAGUUUAUUUUUACAUAAUUUAGGCUUCCAGCUCAGAAAACCCAUGAAAACAAAAACUCUUGUGGGUAAGCCACAAGAGUUCAUAGCUAGGGAAGCUGGCUGUUCACAGAGUGCUGUGUCCAAGCAUAUCAAUGGAAAGUCCAGUGGAAGGGCAAAAUGUGGCAGGAAAAGAUGCACCAGCAAAAGAGAUGACUGUGGGUUUCAACGGAUUAUCAAACAGAGAAGAUUCAAGAAUCGUACAGAGAUUCAGAAAGAGUGGAAUGAGGCGAGAGUCACAGCUUCAAAAACCACCACAUUCAGAUGCAUCGGGGAGAUGGGCUACAGCUGUCGGGUUCUUCAAGUCAAGCCACUUCUGAGCCUGAGCCAACGUAGGAAACGUCUCAACUGGGCCAAGGAGAAGAAGGACUGGACUGUUGGCCAGUGGUCCAAGGUCCUCUUUUCCGAUGAAAGUGUGCCUUUCAUUAGGGAAUCAAGGUUCAAGGGUUUAGAGCAGUGGUUCUCAAGUCCAGUCCUUCGAGGCCCACUGUCCUGCAUGUUUUGGAUGUUUCCCUGCUCCAACACACCUGAUUCAAAUGAUCAGCUCGUUAUCAAGCCAUUACAGAGCUUGAUAACGAGCUCAUCAUUUGAAUCAGGUGUGUUGGAGCAGGGAAACAUCCAAAACAUGCAGGACAGUGAGCCUUGAGGACUGGACUCGAGAACCACUGGCUUAGAAGAAGACGGGUGAGGAACAGAACCCAAGCUGCUUGAGGUCUAGUGUUCCCAAUCAAGGGAUUCCCAACCAAGUAUUGAAGUAUUGACAUAUCGCUUUGAAAGUACCGAAUAAUGAUUGAUUUGAUGUGAUCCUAAUUUCUUUAUUUAUUUUCUGCAAAAACUGAGAAGUAAAUGGUGAUUUCUUCACAGUAUUCUAAUUUUUUGAAUUCCUAUUUUCGUGGGCUUUAUCAGCUGGAAGCCCAUAUUAUGUAAAAAUAAACAAAUAAAUACUUAAAAUCAUUUAAAUUGUGGGCCUUGAAUCUAUAAUCCAUGAAAGGUGAACUUUUUGAAUGUCGUCAGCUUAAGAGUGAUAGGACACAUUUUCUCUUUCCUAUGUACUUUCAGGCCAAAGGACAGUGUGGCCUGAUGAGAACAUGGGACCAUUUGGACCUCAGGACCAGCGCUUUCAGCUUCCUGGUAACGUUGGGUUUGACUGCCACUUGGACGGCAUGGGGGACCAAAAGAAGACUCCAGUCCACAGAACAGUGCCUGAUGUACUGACAGCCCCCAGCAGCGCGGAGAGACAUCAGUUCAUACUCGCUCAGUUUGUUCACGAGUUCCAAGUAAGUUCUUGUAACUAAUGUGAAGACUGAAGUGAGCAUUUAGUCCGAAAACAUUUAAUCUGUUGUUACAGAGUUCAACUCAAGUGAAACCACAACACGCAGUCUUUGAUAUAAGAUUUCCAGACCUUGUUUAGGUUUUAAAUGAGCUUGUGUUUGUUUGUUUUUCCUAUUUUUAGGGCAAACUGGGUCCCAUAUCCACAAGAGUCCACAAAGCCGAACAGUAUUUUAACCAGACAGGCACAGACUGCUCAAUAAACUCUUGCCCUGAACUAUUAAAGAAAGGUGAGAAACUGCUGAUUUUCAUUCACCAACUUUCCCGUCUUUGUCAUCUGCUGAAAGCCUCCUGCAAAAAUCUAUGCUGUGUUUUUUUUCUAGAUCUCGAGCUGCUGUUCCCGUCAGCGCCCACCUCUUCUAUCACAGUCGUGACGGUGACGCAGGGGAGCAGUCGGAGUGAAGAGGUGUCAGAACAGGACAGAGAGGGGCUGCUAAACAGAGUCAGUCUCUACUUUUGAUUGUUUUUUUUUAAGUUUGUGGAUGUGAUGUAAUGUUGAGACAGCUGCUGACCGCACUUUCUCCUAAUUGCAGUUUGUAAGCGGUGCGAAGGAAAUGUGCUUCGCUCUGUGGACUGCGGGCUACUGGGCCGACUUCAUCGACCCAACAACAGGAGCUGCUGUGAGUUCCUCUCUUUGUCUUUGCAACAGUGAACACAAAAGACCUCCUUACAGAUUCUUGACAUUUCACCAGCCCACCACCUGCUCCACGAUGGUCAGAGUUAGCCGACCAAUGCACGCUCUAGCUUUGUGCAUAAAUGCCAACUUAAAUGAGACCUCUUAAUUACCUUAAGAGACCUUAAUUACUCUUAAGACUAUGAGGUAUGUGGUAUAUUGAAAUAAAGUGUAAUCGGCCCAUAUUUUGUGUGAUUUUGCCAGUAAUGACAACUGACAAGGUUAUGCAUCUCUAUCUGGGACUUCCUCUGUCCCUUGGAGAGUGUGAGUCCAAAUAAUUAAAAUAGGGAAAGAAACAAAGAUCAAAAUGGUCAGUGUAACAUUGUGGGACUGACUCUUGUGGAAAAGAUACUUCUUAUCCCAGUAAUAGAUUAUACUUGGGUGUGUGGCCCAGGUAUCUUAACAGCUGCCCAAUUAUAUUUGUUGACCAUUUUUGCAGUUUUCACUGGGGCCCGACCGAUUUAUCGUCAAGCCGAUUAAAUCGGCCAAUUUUAGCCCGUUUGAGACUAAUUGGUAAUCGGCCAAAACUCACCGAUUUUCGCCGAUAUUUUCAGAAAUAAAAUGCGGAGAAUAAGUUUCGCUUCGAAAAUGUUGCGCCAUUUGAGAAGUUCCUCGACUUACCCAGUAGAUGGCGCAGCGACCUCAUGCAGAGUGACGAUCUGAAGCAGGCAGCUCAGGGACGCACAGAGGAGAGUGGUCCGCCUCAACGGUAAAUAAACCAGUUUGUGAAAUAAACAAUAAGACAACAAGUUUCAGUUCAACCCACUUCACGAUGUUCCCCGCUGUGCUGGUCUCGGUCACGCCGAGUUAACGGUGAAGCACCAUGUAAUAUGCAAGCUAAAGUUAGAGUUAGCCACCUGCUAUUAGCCUUGCUACACUGUUAGCCGUGUCAGUAAUAGAAGAAUAAACAACAGCACACAUUACGUGAUCGAGCUACUUCUCUUACUGAGGCAGCUGCAUGUCUCCAGAUGAGACCGGACCAGAACGUCUGAGUAACGUGAGUUAAGACGCGGAGGCACCGAUUGGCGGAGGGGGUGGGGUAGUUGAAAAGGCUUUUCUGGUCCGAGUUUGAUCGGUCGGUCUUCCUGUCGGCGUGAAGAGCAGUAGCCUACAGUAUAUCUACAGUAUAUAUACUUUUUUUAUAACUUAAUAAAAAAUUUAAAAAAUAUGCUGAUUAAUCGGUAAUCAGAUUUUUUUUCCCCUCGCAUAAUCUGUAUCGGCAUCAGCCCCAAAAAAUCCAUAUCGGUCGGGCCCUGGUUUUUACCUCUCUAGAUCUGUCAACUAGUGGAUAAUGUCAUUUUUUUUACCCCUAACUUAACUGUUGUGAGUGACUUUAACAUGUUCCAGAACCAAACCUUCACCGUCUUUUUUCCCCCCGCUAGUUCUUCGCCUCUCCAACGAGUCAAACCACCCUGCAAACAGAAGAAGAGCUGAGACAUUUGGGUUUCCACAUCCAAGCAUCAGGCUCCUGCACAGUUAUCAGCCACGUUCUAAGAGGGACGCCCAUGUUUGUGGGGACUGUAUUCACCAACGCACCCACUCACAGUGCUGCUAUUGCAAGAUUGCAAGGACUCUCAAAUGUACACGAAGACGAUGAAUAGGCUUUUUUUAAUGUAUUCCACUGAACCUUAUACAAACCUAAGGCCUCUAUUUAUAGCUUGAAGGUGCUUGGAACUUGAUGUGUGGUUGUUACUACAUGAUUGUGUUAGUGAAGGGUUGUGUGCAAGGUUUGUCUUUCUGUAUCAUGGACUUGACAGAGACCUCAUUUCUGUGCCUGACUGACAGGAGGUCACGUGACAACCAGGCUGAUCCCGCACCACACCCAGGGAGGAACUCAUAUUUAAAAGGACAUAAAGAGUUGUGUUAUUUAAUAGUAAAGAAACACUUGAUCAGUGUUUUAUAUAAAAGUAACGUGGGUAUGAAACGGAAACCUUUCAAUAAACCUCAGGCAGCUGUAGGAAGCCAAUGUGAAAAAGGUCCUGAUCUCAAUACACCCUAUGAUUUAAAGUGAGCGACAUCAGGCCCUUUGACUUUUGUGUGAUCACUCACAGUAUUUUUUUUUCUCUCUAUAGCAAAAAAAAGAAUAAAAGCCGUAGAAGACGGGAUUUUGUUUCAUCUGAAAGACAGAACUGCUGAACAAAUAAAAGGACUUCUCCCCAGACCACAACAAUGCUGUAGUUCCUGUAGUUAUGUGCGUUUCCACAUGAGCCUUGUCCUCACAUAUUGACUUAGUUUCUUCUCAAUGCAAAGAUACUUUAAAGUAAUAAAGAUACAGCGAAAAAAAAAAAGCUUUUGUUUGAUGAACUUAUUUGAUUUAUUGCUGGACACCUGUAAUUUCCACUUGGCUUGGAUCUGUCUUUUCUAUCUGUUAGAAAAGUUUGAAAAAGACAGAAACUUUGUAGCAUUUUCCUGUUAAACUAAUAAAAUGAUCAGCUGAUCACUUCAACAGUAAUUUAGCUACUAGUCUGAUCAUAGUCUGCAAAAUAGUGUUGUGUCAUUCGCGAAUGAUUCGUUCAAAAGAACUGAAUCUUUUAAAUGAACGUACUGAACCGAAUCACUUCCUCGGGUUCGUUUCUUACUGCAGUUGAGCUGAAGUGAGAAACGGCAUUGACAGGCCGGCAGCCGGCGAAAGAGGGAACACAUGUACCGACGCCUGAAUCACUUGGUGAACGAAUCAGUGAACUACACUCUCUGGAAUCCUUUUUGUCGAACAAAGCCAUCUUUUUUUUCACUGCUAAAUUGCCACCACAACAACUUGCAUACAAUAGGACACAGCAUGUAACAAGUAGUUCUGCAGCAUCUCAUCGUUACAGCGGUUUGCGAGGGAACAGUGUAGGUUCAGUUUGAAUUCUUCUAAAAGUUCAGUGAACGAAUCACUCACUGAGCCCAAUUUACAGAGCAGAUCUGGUAAAUAGCAUACCAUAGGACAGCACACUUAAAACAUCUUAUAAAACAAUUUAUAAACAAGUUCAUUUCAGUUCAUCAGCUGUGUAUCAGUUCAGGAGGUUGGAGUCACAGGCUUCUCCCGCUAAAUGAUUCUGUGAUUUGGUGAACGAAUCUUUUGAACACAUCUUUUUAGUGUACUAAUUCCAGUGAUUCAGUACAUCUAAAAGAACUGCAGUGCCCAUCACUACUGCAAAAUAACAGUAUUUAAAGGAUAUUUAUUAAAUACAAUAUGUUGAUCAACUAGACAUGCUUUAAAACAGACAUAAGAUGUAAAAACAGUUAACAUCUGCUCAAUAAUACUGAUACUUUGCAUAAAUUACUGAAACAUAUUUACAGUGUAAGAGUGGAAAAUGAUGCAGCAUCAGUCAAAUGACAGUAAAUCUAAUUUUUCUAGACAACAGGAUAAAAGUACAAAAUGCAUUUAGAAAACUUAACUACUUUUUUUUAUCAAAGUUAUCCCCAAA